GAAGGCAACACCGUGACGUGCUGGCCCGGGCCCAGCAGAACCAGACCGAACCGAACCGUGUGCCGUUAUCCGGUCUCUCGGCUGUGUGUGUCCGUGCGCUCGGUCACUGUUCCGAGUUUUACGUGCACGCAAACACGGCUACUUCCGGUAUGAACGCGCUGCGGCGGCGGUUCGAGCCGCGGCUGGUCCGCGCGCUCCGAGGUUUUCACAUGGCAGCACCGCUGGCGACCUUUGACCUGAGGAAAGUGGAGCUGACCCCCCUGGAGCAGAGGAAGUUGACCUUUGACUCCCACGCUCUGGUGACGGAGCUGGAGGCCAGCGGUUUUGAGAAGCGCCAGGCGGAGCUCGUGGUUUCGGCGCUGGUCACCAUGACCUCGGCCAACAUGGACGCCGUCUACAAAGACAUGGUGACCAAGAGCCACCAGGAGAUUGCGGUGCAGCAGAUCAUGACCCACCUGGACUCCAUCAGGAAGGACAUGGUGAUCCUGGAGAAGAGCGAGUUCUCCAACCUGCGCUCCGAGAACACGAAGAUGAAACGAGAGCUGGAGCAGCUGGAGAACCGGCUGAAGGAGGAGAGUGAGAAGGUCCGAGCAGAAACCCGAUUGGACAUCAACCUGGAGAGGAGCUGGAUCUCUGACAUGUUCACGGAGCAGGAGAAGAAGCUGAUGGAGGCCACAUCAGAGUUCCACCACCAGAAAGCCAACCUGGAAAACGACAACAUGGAGAUCAACAAGAAGAUCGACCUGCAGGUGGCCUCGCUGAAGACCCUGCUGGAGUCUCUGAAGCUGGAGACGGUCCGGUACCUGGCAGCGACCAUCUUCUCCUGCCUCGCCAUCGCUCUGGGGGUCUACAGACUGUGGAGGUGAUGGGUCCACAUCAGAACCACUAUAGAACCAGAUCAGAACCGGGCCCAGUUCAACGUGUCGGCUCAUGAUGUCACAUCAGAUUUCAGUUUUGAAGGUUGAAAGUUUUGGAUCGGAGAGUGUUUUUACGGACAUAAAAAACACGUUCAAAACGUCUUGAGCCUUUUCUUUGAAGGAUGUUCUGCUUUGAUGCACGCGUGUCCUUUUAUCU
This is a messenger RNA of Nematolebias whitei (Rio pearlfish), 1074 nucleotides long. RefSeq names its product coiled-coil domain containing 90B (gene ccdc90b). The transcript has 9 exons. NCBI's taxonomy places the organism in Eukaryota, Metazoa, Chordata, Actinopteri, Cyprinodontiformes, Rivulidae. Gene Ontology annotation, cellular component: mitochondrion. Bases 150 to 866 code for a protein of 238 amino acids. The record is from RefSeq and is a predicted model, not a curated record.